Aphanomyces invadans is the source of this 153-nucleotide messenger RNA. RefSeq lists its product as hypothetical. The transcript is spliced from 2 exons. The coding region runs from base 1 to 153 and encodes 50 amino acids. The record is from RefSeq and is a predicted model, not a curated record. Lineage: Eukaryota; Oomycota; Saprolegniomycetes; Saprolegniales; Verrucalvaceae.
AUGAAGUCGUUCACCAAGUUGUUGGUCGCCGGUGGCGGUAUCAUCACGUUCGUGUCCGUGGUCACGGGUCCUCUGUCCGAAUGGAACGCCCGCCGAGAAGGCGCUUUGUACCUUAAGAACCUGGAAGAGAAGGCGUACCAGAAGGCGGCAUAA